Molecule: messenger RNA, 786 nt
Organism: Clonostachys rhizophaga
Lineage: Eukaryota; Fungi; Ascomycota; Sordariomycetes; Hypocreales; Bionectriaceae
Source: the annotation of a GenBank genome assembly
AUGUUUCUCUUAUUCGUAUCCCCUGAAAGCCGGCUGAGGCGUCGCCACGAAUUUGCGAGCUUCUCAUGGGCUGGAUGGGAAGGCAAGAUCCUCUGGCCACGUGAGAAUUAUACGGCGUACGACGAGAGAGAUAACGGUUCUUGGAACCCGGAGAACAUCACCAAGUACUUUUCAACGAAAAGGCUGAUAGAAUGGGCUGUGUGGCCGAGAAACCAGCGUAUAACAAAGCUGUCACGUCCUAAACCCGGGAAACAGACUCCGUUGGGGAUACUUCUUCAACAAUUUCCAUCACUCUUCCCGGACGAUGAAAUUUCAGAGAAAUCCAAUCUAAUCAAGUCUAUGGUGAUGGUGGAUUAUUCGAUUGACCCUGACCGCCUUGGCUACUACGAAACGAAAAUUGAGUUUCCCUGGGUAGCUUUGAAAAAGGCAAAGGCAGCUCUUCCUGGCAGAGGUGAGGUGAAAGAACAAGAGGCAACGACCGAAGUUUGGGACAAAUUUAAACUCAUUGAAAAGGCACUCGAGUCUGUCAAUAGUCAAUCCGAGUACGAUCAGCUGCUUGCAAAGUUUUCAAUAACUCGAGACAGUAUGGAAAUGAAGUGCAUACGAAACUGGUUGGCAUGUCGUCAAUGGAUCAACAAGUUGAGCCGAGUUUUCAGCAAAUUAUCCCAUGUUCAACCACCAUUGCUUGGCAGAAAGAGCACUACUUCUUUUGAGAACCCAGACAUUCGAUCCACUCUGAUGGAAAUACCAAGAUGCAGCGAGAAGACAGGAGAGGAAGAUCUAUAA